Molecule: messenger RNA, 1393 nt
Organism: Caenorhabditis angaria
Lineage: Eukaryota; Metazoa; Nematoda; Chromadorea; Rhabditida; Rhabditidae
Source: the annotation of a GenBank genome assembly
AUGUCAAUUUUUUCGAAUUGUUCAAAUAAUAUUGAAAUUCAAUCGAAAUUAUUGAACUGUACUGAAUAUUCGGGUGAUCCAUGUCAAUUAUUAGAGGUAGAUUGAAAAAUUUCAGAUGUUUCCCAUUCAUUUUUGCUGUUUCAGAAUGUGCAAACAAUUUUGGACAUCUUAUAUUGGGCCAACUUUUUGUUCCCAACUAUAUUUUUUAGUAUUGCGUUAUUCGGUAAAUCUAUAUAUUUGAUGAUCUUAAUUCCAAUGUAUAUCAAUAGUGAUGAAAGGUUCGUGAAUUCAAAAGUCAUCCUUGAUCUUCACAAAACCAUUUUUCUCAGUAUCAGAAAAAGUUAUGCGUUCAUAAUAAGUCGAUGUAUUUCUUCAUUUUCUGCUAUUAUCUCAAUGUUCAUGCUUCGCACAAUUCUCUACAAAAAUUCGAAUUAUGCUGAAGUUUUCCUAAUCAUGUUGGUAGAUGAUUUGAGUUUCUUCAGUUUGCUGGGUUUGUUUUUUUUUGAAAUUGUAUUCAUUAAUAAUCCAAACUUUAUGUAAAGGAGCAUAUGUGAAUCUGUCAAUUCUGAUUUAUUUUGCUUCAACUUAUCCAAUGUAUUAUUGUCAAAAAAUCACACUUCGUAGAAUUUAUUACUUGAUUGCACUGAAUUGGACGAUCUCUUUGCUGAUAUCGGUAAUUUUCAGCGUUAAAUAGUUUUUUUUAUCUCAAAAAAUUUCUUUAAGAUUCUGAGUGCAUUGUUUCAAGCGUCAACAUUUUCAAUUGGCGGGCCGAUUGAAUGCGAUAAAGUGACUUGUGAACCAAUUCUUGAUUUUAUUAUAUGUAAGAUGACUGUAAGUUUCCACAUAAUCAAUUUCUUUUUUCUCAGAUCUCAUAAUCCUGAUCUCUUUUACUCUAACAAUUUUAACAAUGUCAUUUGUCCUUGUAAAUUUAAUCCGACGUCAUAAAAAUCUAGGAAAUCAGAAAGAAGCUGUCAUACGACUUUUUUGCACUCUCGUGUUCUUCACGAUGUUUGCAUUGACUGAAGCAAUCGCAUCAACUUUUUUAAUUGGACAAGUUUAUAGUAAGAUUAGAAAAACAGUAAUAAUUUUACAUGAUACAUAUGUUUCAGACAAUUCAGACAGUAAUUGUGAGAACUUCUAUAAUUCCCAUGCUCUCAUCAAAGCAGCAAUUUUUACAUCUCUUCAAACUUUGGCCUGGUGAGUUAGACCUCUUUUCGAAUUGUUCAAAAUACGUGGAUGUUUAAGGUCAAUCGCAUUAUGCAUCGAUCCAUUUUUAGGAAUAUUCUUUGAUUCCUUCUUGAAAUCACAAGUCUCGAAAUUCUUGGAGAAUAACAAAUUUUGGAACUAUUUGAUCUUCAAAAUCAGUUUCUUCAAAAUUUAUCGAUUUGCAUGA